Molecule: messenger RNA, 3819 nt
Organism: Stegostoma tigrinum
Lineage: Eukaryota; Metazoa; Chordata; Chondrichthyes; Orectolobiformes; Stegostomatidae
Gene: cand1
Product: cullin-associated and neddylation-dissociated 1
Exons: 15
Coding region: 262-3819 (1185 amino acids)
Biological process (GO): SCF complex assembly; protein ubiquitination
Cellular component (GO): nucleus
Source: RefSeq, a predicted model, not a curated record
CUGCGCAGCUGCGGUGAACCCUGGAUCGUGAAGGGUGAGGGGGAGGGGCCGCAGCUCCUGGGAGACAGACGGCGACGGAGGCCUCACUUCGAACCGAGACCAACCCCCCACCAAAGAGCAGCUGGCUGAGUACAGCCCGCCGCCUCGGUCUCCUCCCUCCCCACUCCGGGAGAAAUACGGCGCGGAGAGUGAGGUGGAACCGGGGACUGGAAUAACGACGGGCGGUCGCGACGGCAGCAACGCGGGAGUGAAGGCCUCAAGAUGGCGAGCGCCUCCUACCACAUCUCCAACCUGCUGGAGAAGAUGACUUCCAGCGACAAGGACUUCAGAUUCAUGGCGACUAAUGACUUGAUGACAGAGUUACAAAAAGACUCUAUUAAGUUGGAUGAUGACAGUGAACGGAAAGUGGUUAAGAUGAUCUUGAAGUUACUGGAAGACAAGAAUGGUGAAGUGCAGAAUCUUGCUGUUAAAUGCCUUGGUCCAUUGGUCAGUAAAGUGAAGGAAUAUCAGGUGGAGACAAUUGUGGAUACCUUGUGUACCAAUAUGCUGUCAGACAAGGAACAGCUGAGAGAUAUUUCCAGUAUUGGACUGAAAACAGUCAUUGGAGAACUACCUCCAGCUUCUAGUGGAUCUGCUUUAGCAGCCAAUGUUUGCAAAAAGAUCACAGGCCGCCUCACUAGCGCCAUUGCAAAACAGGAAGAUGUCUCUGUUCAGUUGGAAGCACUAGACAUCAUGGCAGAUAUGCUAAGCAGGCAAGGAGGUCUGCUGGUUAAUUUCCAUCCAUCAAUUUUAAACUGCCUUCUUCCUCAGCUUACCAGCCCCCGACUUGCUGUUCGAAAGAGAACUAUUAUUGCUCUUGGUCACCUUGUUAUGAGUUGUGGAAACUUGGUCUUUGUUGACCUAAUUGAGCAUUUAUUGACUGAGCUUGCCAAAAAUGAAUCCAUGUCUACAACCAGGACUUAUAUUCAGUGUAUUGCUGCUAUUAGCAGACAGGCAGGGCACCGAAUAGGAGAAUACCUGGAAAAAAUUAUUCCAUUAGUUGUUAAGUUCUGCAGCGUGGAAGAUGAUGAACUGAGAGAGUAUUGCAUUCAAGCCUUUGAGUCAUUCGUGAGAAGGUGCCCUAAGGAGGUGUUUCUUCAUGUCACAACCAUUAUUAAUUUGUGCCUGAGGUAUUUAACAUAUGAUCCCAAUUACAAUUAUGAUGAUGAUGAUGAUGAUGCUGCGAUGGAGUCUGAAGGUGGAGAUGAUGAUGAUCAAGGGAGUGAUGAUGAGUACAGUGAUGAUGAUGAUAUGAGCUGGAAGGUACGGCGUGCUGCUGCCAAGUGUUUAGAUGGUGUGGUCAGCACUCGUCAUGAAAUGCUCCCAGAAUUUUAUAAAACAGUAUCUCCUGCGCUGAUUGCCAGAUUCAAGGAACGUGAAGAAAAUGUUAAGGCUGAUGUUUUCCAUGCAUAUCUCUCGCUGCUGAAACAGACCAGGCCUGCUCAGAGCUGGCAUCUUGACCCAGAUGCAAUGGAACAAGAAGAGACCCCUUUAGUUAUGCUCCAGAAUCAAGUUCCCAACAUUGUUAAAGCUUUACACAAGCAAAUGAAAGAGAAAAGUGUGAAGACCCGUCAGUGUUGCUUUCACAUGUUAACUGAGCUGGUGAAUGUGUUGCCUGGUGCUUUAACUCACCACGUACCAGUUCUUGUUCCAGGGAUAAUCUUUUCCUUGAAUGAUAAAUCCAGCUCGUCCAAUCUAAAGAUCGAUGCUCUCUCAUGUUUGUAUGUUAUUCUUUGUAACCACUCGCCUCAAGUCUUCCAUCCUCAUGUAGAAGCUUUAGUUCCACCAGUGGUGGCUUGCGUGGGUGAUCCAUUUUACAAGAUCACGUCAGAAGCACUUCUUGUAACUCAGCAGCUUGUAAAAGUACUUAGACCUGUAGAACACCUGUAUUCAUUUGAUGCUUCUCCAUACAUUAAUGACUUAUUUACAUGUACCGUCAAGCGUUUGAAAGCUGCAGACAUUGAUCAAGAGGUGAAGGAGAGAGCUAUCUCUUGCAUGGGACAGAUCAUUUGUAAUCUUGGGGACCAUUUAGGCAGCGAUUUACCCAGCACACUGCAGAUUUUCUUGGAGAGGCUGAAGAAUGAAAUUACUAGACUUACAACAGUUAAAGCUUUGACAUUAAUUGCUGGAUCUUCUCUCAAGAUUGACCUACGACCAGUGCUGAGUGAGGGAGUACCAAUUUUAGCCUCGUUCUUGAGGAAAAAUCAGCGAGCACUGAAGCUGAGUACCCUUUCUGCUUUGGACAUCUUGAUCAAGAACUAUAGUGACAGCCUGACACCUGCCAUGAUCGAAGCAGUCCUUGUGGAGCUUCCACCUCUAAUUAGUGAAAGUGACAUGCAUGUAUCACAGAUGGCCAUAAGCUUUCUUACAACUUUGGCCAAAGUACACCCAUCUUCCCUUUCAAAAGUCAGUGGCUCAAUUCUUACUGAGCUUAUUGGGCUGGUACGGUCCCCACUACUUCAAGGAGGAGCUCUUUGUGCCAUGUUAUAUUUCUUCCAAGCUCUUGUUGGGACUGGAACUGCAAACCUUGGUUAUAUGGAGUUAUUGCGAAUGCUGACUGGUCCAGUUUAUUCCCAAAACAGUGCAUUGACUCACAAGCAGUCCUAUUACUCAAUCGCAAAGUGUGUCGCAGCACUUACCCGAGCCUGCCCCAGAGAAGGACCAGCUGUGGUUGGGCAGUUCAUCCAGGAUGUGAAGAAUUCUAGAUCCACUGAUUCUAUCCGUCUCUUGGCUUUGCUCUCUCUUGGAGAGGUUGGUCAUCAUAUAGACUUAAGUGGGCAAACUGAGCUUAAAUCUGUAAUCUUAGAAGCUUUCUCUUCCUCUAGUGAGGAGGUCAAAUCUGCAGCAUCCUAUGCCCUUGGAAGCAUUAGUGUUGGAAACCUUCCUGAGUAUCUGCCUUUUGUUCUGCAAGAAAUAACAAGUCAACCAAAAAGACAAUAUCUCCUGUUACAUUCUCUAAAAGAAAUUAUUAGCUCUUCUUCAGUUGGUGGUCUCAAACCAUAUGUAGAAAACAUUUGGAAUUUGCUGCUGAAACAUUGUGAGUGUGCAGAAGAAGGAACUCGAAAUGUUGUUGCAGAAUGCCUGGGCAAACUUACUUUGAUAGAUCCAGAGACAUUACUACCACGGCUUAAAGGAUACUUGGAAUCAGGUUCUUCUUAUGCUCGAAGCUCUGUGGUUACAGCUGUGAAGUUUACAAUUUCUGAUCACCCGCAACCGAUAGACCCUCUGUUAAAGAACUGCAUAGGUGAUUUUCUGAAAACCUUGGAAGAUCCAGAUCUCAAUGUGAGAAGAGUAGCUUUAGUUACCUUCAAUUCAGCUGCACAUAACAAACCAUCGCUAAUCAGGGACCUGUUGGAUACUGUUCUUCCUCAUCUAUAUAAUGAAACAAAAGUUAGGAAGGAAUUAAUAAGAGAGGUGGAAAUGGGACCAUUCAAACAUACUGUAGAUGAUGGCCUAGAUAUUAGGAAAGCAGCUUUUGAAUGCAUGUACACACUUCUGGAUAGCUGUCUUGACAGAUUAGAUAUUUUUGAAUUCCUGAACCAUGUUGAAGAUGGACUAAAGGACCAUUAUGAUAUCAAGAUGUUGACCUUCUUGAUGUUAGUACGGUUAUCGACCCUUUGUCCAAGUGCAGUUCUACAGAGAUUGGACAGACUAGUGGAACCUUUACGUGCUACCUGUACAACUAAGUUUUUUUUAAUCCUCCUAACAACUUGCUUUUUUACCAAUCUUUGCAUCGAGAAGUUUGUCUACAGUAUAGUCAGCCCUUCAUCUGCGUCUUAA